This is a messenger RNA of Planococcus citri (citrus mealybug), 1115 nucleotides long. RefSeq names its product Thymidylate synthase (gene Ts). NCBI's taxonomy places the organism in Eukaryota, Metazoa, Arthropoda, Insecta, Hemiptera, Pseudococcidae. The coding region runs from base 191 to 1066 and encodes 291 amino acids. The transcript has 5 exons. Gene Ontology annotation, cellular component: mitochondrion; cytosol. Gene Ontology annotation, biological process: dTMP biosynthetic process. The record is from RefSeq and is a predicted model, not a curated record. Gene Ontology annotation, molecular function: thymidylate synthase activity.
UAUUUUUUUUAUGACUUUUUGACCAUUUUGGCGCUUUUUUGAUUUUUCUUUCGCAAUUUUUUAAUCAAUUUUCAGCGUUCUUCAACGAAUGAAAUGAAACUGAAAGUUUUUUAAUAAGUUCUAGAGUUCUACUCGAAAAUACUCCCGACGCUUCUUUUCGUAAAUCAGCGGAAAUUUGUAGGAGUUUCAGAUGGCGACUGUAACCGAAGAAAAACAAUACUUGGAUCAAAUUCGUAAAAUCCUCGAUGAAGGUAUCGAGAAAAGCGAUCGUACAGGUGUCGGUACCAAAUCAUUAUUCGGAUGUCAGAUGCGAUACACGUUGAGCAACAAUCAAUUUCCCCUUCUGACCACGAAACGAGUAUUCUGGAAAGGUGUCGUAGAAGAGUUACUAUGGUUCGUAAGAGGAUCUACGAAUUCCAAAGAAUUAUCGGACAAAGGAGUAAAAAUUUGGAACCCAAAUAGUACCAGAGAAUAUUUGGAUUCCUUGGGACUGACUGACAGAGAAGAAGGUGAUCUCGGUCCUGUUUACGGAUUCCAAUGGAGACAUUUCGGAGCCGAGUAUAAAGAUAUGCAUACAGAUUAUACUAACAAAGGCGUAGAUCAAUUGCAAAACGUCAUAGAUACCAUUAAAAAGAAUCCUGACGAUAGAAGAAUAAUCUUAUGUGCUUGGAAUCCUCUCGAUUUACCUAAAAUGGCCUUACCUCCUUGCCAUUGCUUGGUACAAUUUUACGCUGUGAAUGGUGAAUUAUCCUGUCAGAUGUAUCAACGUUCCGCCGAUAUGGGUUUAGGCGUACCUUUCAAUAUCGCUAGCUAUUCCUUGCUAACAUAUAUGAUCGCUCAUGUUACCAAUCUUAAGCCGAAAGAGUUCAUUCAUACUAUUGGCGACAAUCACGUGUACCUCAAUCACAUCGAACCUCUAAAAGUUCAACUUCAAAGAGAAAUGCGUCCUUUUCCAACUCUUACCAUAGCUCGAGAAGUAACCUCGAUUGAAGAUUUCAAAUUCGAAGAUUUCGUAUUAAACGGAUAUAAUCCUCAUGGUAAAAUUAAUAUGGAAAUGGCUGUAUAAAUUUCUGUGAUCAAGGACUAAUUUAAAAUUAAAACUUUUUCUACCGGAA